This is a messenger RNA of Ceratina calcarata, 2743 nucleotides long. RefSeq names its product ATPase family AAA domain-containing protein 1-B. The record is from RefSeq and is a predicted model, not a curated record. NCBI's taxonomy places the organism in Eukaryota, Metazoa, Arthropoda, Insecta, Hymenoptera, Apidae. Gene Ontology annotation, cellular component: mitochondrial outer membrane. The transcript is spliced from 9 exons. Gene Ontology annotation, molecular function: ATP hydrolysis activity; ATP binding. Gene Ontology annotation, biological process: positive regulation of voltage-gated potassium channel activity; sleep; regulation of synaptic transmission, cholinergic.
ACCCAACAUUGGACCAACGCCCAUGAAUUAGGGCCGUUCGUUUUCGUUGCGUGCAUAGUGCAAUAGUGGUUCAAGCUCAUGAUAGUGGUCACUCCGUUUUAAUUGAACGACAUUUCACAAAAUGAUGUUUAACAUGUUCGCGAUUAUAUGUGUAUUAUUUUUCUUCACAGUCAUGGAUACCCAGGGGAUUCGCUGUUAUCAGUGCAGCAGUGACACGGAUCCUAAGGGUGAAGAUUUGUGUGGAGCUUACAGAAAAUUCGACAAGGAAAAAAACAUCGCUAUAGAAUGCAACAGCGACGAGUCAGCGAUGCCUGGCACAUUCUGUGUCAAAAUAACGCAUCAGAGUCCUCGUGGUUUCAUCUGGGAUGGCCGAUGGCGACAGGUGAUACGCCGAUGUUCGUCUGUGGCUAGCACUGGAGUCACUGGCGUUUGUAACUGGGGGGUAUAUGAAAACGGAGUCUACUGGGAAGAAUGUUCUUGUGCUGAAGAUGGUUGUAAUGGAGCCUCUACUUUAUCAUUACUUCCUGCAACUGCCUUAUUAGCCCUUGUUAUUUCAGCUAUGAUAUUCUCCACAAGAUAGAUAUCUAAGAGGAAACUAAGAGAAAUCAUGAAUGUCGCGGAUGGAUUCGGAUAUACGCGUUCGGAGGUAUUCGUAUUUGUGGCGAGGGUGAUGUUUAUCGCCGCUUUUGGACUUUUCGGUAUGAAAUGGUUUAUGAGCCAACUCGAUUCCACGAGCAACGCAACGAAGAAAGCUAAGAAAAAGGCGCGGGAACAGUUACGGAAAUUGGCAAAAACUGACAAUCUCCUAUGGUCAGUAGAUAUGGAUCAAUUGACAGAUUAUGAAAUGAUGAUAGCUAGUCAUAUAGUGGACCCUAAAGAUAUUAGAGUUUCUUGGGAUAAUAUUGCAGGUCUUGAACAUGUUAUUCAAGAACUUAAGGAAACUGUUAUAUUGCCUAUACAGAGGAAAGAAUUAUUUGAAGAUUCUCAGUUAACACAAGCACCGAAGGGAGUGUUAUUACACGGGCCACCAGGUUGUGGUAAAACAAUGAUUGCUAAAGCGACUGCUAAAGAAACGAAAACAUGUUUCAUUAACUUAGACGUAAGCAUCUUAACUGAUAAAUGGUAUGGUGAGAGUCAAAAAUUGACUGCAGCUGUCUUUUCAUUAGCUGUGAAACUCCAACCAUGUAUAAUCUUUAUUGAUGAGAUAGAUUCCUUUUUAAGAGCACGUAAUUCGCAAGAUCAUGAGGCAACUGCAAUGAUGAAAGCACAGUUUAUGUCUCUUUGGGAUGGAUUGAUCACAGAUCCUUCUUGCACAGUUAUAGUAAUGGGUGCUACUAACAGACCACAGGAUUUGGAUAAAGCUAUUCUUAGGCGUAUGCCAGCUACUUUCCACAUUGGUUUGCCAAACGAACAACAACGAACGGAUGUCCUUAAACUCAUUCUCGAUCAUGAGCCAAUAGCUGAAAAUGUGGACGUAGUAAGAUUAGCAAAGAUGACAGAAGGAUUUUCAGGAUCAGAUUUGCAAGAACUUUGUAGAGAUGCGUCCAUCUAUCGUGUUCGAGAUUAUUUACGCACACAUACACAAGAUGCCACUACUAGCAACGACGGUGAAGAAUAUCACGACACUGUGCGACCUAUGACAAUGGAAGAUCUUGUUACAGCGUACAGAAAGAUAAGAACAUCAAAAAUACAAACGGGUACUCUUAGUGCUCUUAAAUCUGAUGUAGAUUAAACAAAAUGUUAUACGUCAAUUUACUUCGAAAUUUUUUAUUUUUUGAAAAAAAAUUAGGAAAAUGUAAUUUUAUAAUGUUAAUUUCUCAUUUACCAUAUCAAAAAUUUUCAUUCAUUUUAAAGAAAAUUUAUUCUUGCAAAAUUCCACAACUUAUAAGUAACCAGUUACGAAUAUCAAACAGAGCAUGAGAGUAGAAUGCAUACACUUUACUUACAUGUAUGUAAAAAUGUGUGUGUACAUAAGAUGAAAUUAUGAUCUCUUUAAGAGCAGGAAAAUUUCGUUACGGUUUAGAUUAUUUUGUUACAUUCACAGCAUGAAAUUUAUAGUCUAAAAAGCGUGUAAAUGAAUUGAAUAAUUUCAUUAGGCAUAACUCGAUAAGUUUAAUCCAAGUAUGAAGUAAAUCUUCCAGUAUCUACAUACCUUUCCAUUUAUUACGUUUAUAUUUUUUACGAUUUAAUGGAGUAAAAUGCACCAUACUGGAAGUUCCUAUGGAUCUGCGCAAUUCUUUCCCCGUGAUAGUCUCUGUGUGUGUAUAUGUGUGAGUGUAUUUAUGUGCGUAUACAUGACUCGAAUUCAAGUUAAUGUAAUAAAAAAAAUCAAUAUCUUGGUUAUUGUUAUAUAAAUUAAUUCAUGUUAUUACAUCUAAAUAUAUAAACUUUUGUAUUUAUCACAGUGUACAAAUAAGGGUUCGUGAAGAUUGUUAUUCAUAAACAAACGAAUAAUUUAAACGUUAUUAACGUCUUUGCAACUGACAAGUUGAUGAAUAUAAAUUUCUAGGUACAGCAUAGAACAGCAAGAAUCUGAUUAAAGAAAAAUACUGCGGAAUGUACAAUAAAAUCAAAUUUCCAGAUCGCCAAAAGAACAAUAUUUACAGUUUUACUUAUUAAACAUGAACUGUUUGUGAAUAAAUAACUAAAGAUUAUAACUUUUAAGUCGCCAAGAUAGAUAUGUAGCAUAAUUAAAUACGAUUGUUGACGAACGCUAAUAAAAUAAAAUCUUUAUUUCAAGUAC